AUGUUCUCGAUUGUGCGCCAGCAGCUGCUUCGUGCGGGUCUUCGUGCGCGUCCUGGCAUGGCCAGUCUGCACACUAGUGCGGCUUUGCGUGAGCUGAGCAAGUUCACGAUGCCGGCCAUGAGCCCGACGAUGGAGGAUGGCGGUAUUGCCUCGUGGCGCAAGAACGAGGGCGAUUCGUUCAGCUCGGGCGAUGUGCUGCUAGAGAUUGAAACCGACAAGGCGACCAUGGAGGUCGAGGCGACGGACGACGGUGUGCUGGCCAAGAUUAUUGUGGCGGCCGGUGCGAAGAAUGUGCCGGUGAACUCGGCGAUUGCGAUUGUCGGCGAGGAGGGCGAUGACCUGUCCGGUGCGGAUGCGCUCGCUGAGGAGGCGAAGAAGGAGUCGGCCUCGUCCGCGUCGCAGGCCGAGGAGUCGAAGGAGGAGAAGCGCGAGAAGUCGGACAAGUCCGAGAAGUCUGACAAGUCGGACAAGUCCGAGAAGCCUGAAAAGUCGGAGAAGCCCGCGAAGAGCGAGGAGAAGCCCUCGAGCAAGCCGCAGGACCGUGUGUUUGCGACGCCCGCGGCGAAGCGCGUCGCGCUCGAGCGGGGUGUGCCGCUGCGCGAGAUCCGGGGCUCGGGUCCUGAGGGCCGCAUUCUGCUGGAGGACGUGGAGAAGUACAAGCCCUCCGCGGGUGCGCCGGCCGGUGGUGCUGCGGCGCCUGCCGAGGCGUACACGGAUGUGCCGCUGUCGAACAUGCGCCGUGUGAUUGCGACGCGCCUGACCGAGAGCAAGUCGACGGUGCCGCACUACUACGUGACGUUCGACGUGGAGAUGGACCGCGUGAACCAGCUGCGUGAGGUGUUCAACCGCGCCGCGAAGGAGUCAGCUAAGGGCGAUGCGGCGAAGGAGAAGGCCGCGAAGCUGUCGGUGAACGACUUUAUCGUGAAGGCGGCGGCUGUGGCGCUCAAGCAGGUGCCUGAGGUGAACUCGGCGUUCCACGGCGAGUUCGUGCGCCAGCACCACGUGCAGGACAUUAGCAUGGCGGUCGCGACGCCGACGGGUCUGAUCACACCGAUCCUGCGCAACUGUGGCGCCAUUGGUCUCGCGGAGAUUGGUGCGCAGAGCAAGGCUCUCGCGGCGAAGGCGCGCGACGGCAAGCUCAAGCCCGAUGAGUACCAGGGCGGCACGUUCACGAUCUCGAACAUGGGCAUGAUGGGCACGUCGCACUUCACGGCGAUCAUCAACCCGCCGCAGAGCUGCAUCCUGGCCCUGGGCGCCACCGAGGCGCGCCUCGUGCCCGACGACUCGGAGAGGGGCUUCCGUGUGGCACACGUGAUGAAGGCGACCAUCUCGGCGGACCACCGUGUGGUGGACGGCGCUACGGCGGCGCGCUGGAUGCAGGCGUUCAAGGCGGCGGUGGAGAACCCGCUGUCGUUCAUGCUGUAG
Messenger RNA from Malassezia sympodialis ATCC 42132, 1425 nucleotides. It is a transcript of the gene LAT1, whose product is annotated as dihydrolipoyllysine-residue acetyltransferase. Gene Ontology annotation, cellular component: pyruvate dehydrogenase complex. Gene Ontology annotation, molecular function: dihydrolipoyllysine-residue acetyltransferase activity. The record is from RefSeq and is a predicted model, not a curated record. Lineage: Eukaryota; Fungi; Basidiomycota; Malasseziomycetes; Malasseziales; Malasseziaceae. Gene Ontology annotation, biological process: pyruvate decarboxylation to acetyl-CoA.